Panicum virgatum (switchgrass) is the source of this 577-nucleotide messenger RNA. RefSeq lists its product as uncharacterized. Bases 29 to 541 code for a protein of 170 amino acids. Lineage: Eukaryota; Viridiplantae; Streptophyta; Magnoliopsida; Poales; Poaceae. The record is from RefSeq and is a predicted model, not a curated record. The transcript is spliced from 2 exons.
CCCUUCAGUCUGGUCACUGGUGUCUGCAAUGGACAAUCUCAAUACCCAUUCUGAACAGGCCAAUCAACCUCAGGGACAACAAGCAAAUGGCCUUCCUUUGGAUAUACCAACAAGUCAGGUCUUAGAUAGUCCUAUGAUUGAACAACAGAGCACAAAUCAGACGCCGCAAUGGUUCUCCCUUGAGCAGCACAGGCUGCAGUUGGGUCAGGUUCUCCAACUCUGCAACGAGCAGGUUCAGGUGUCGCGGCGGCAGGAAAUGUCUUUACAGAACGCAACUCUAUCAAACAUUCUGACAACUGAUGUGCUGCUCCAGAACGUUGAAGAGGUAGACAGCAUGCGCUUAGAGUUGCAAAGGAUCCGAGAGAAUCAAGAAACUUCACGGCAUGCUUGGGAUCAAUUGCUGCAGGUUGUAGUUGAUGCAAAUGAAACGAACGAGGCACUUAUCAGAAUGUUUGCUGCGUUGCAGCAGGAAAUAAACUCACAUGUUUCAGGCCCUGGAGAUGAAGCAUCAAGUGUAGCGAGCAGAGACAACCAGGACUGAUCGUACUUGUAUGGUUUGCAACUCUAGUGGUGCUUG